AAUUAGCAAUCUUCUUCCACCAUGCGACGAGGUUCCUUCCCUUAGCGGCCAUUGCCCUGUAUCUCCAUUUCAUCCCAAGCAUAUAACCAAACACUUUACCUUUUUUUGAUAAGCCCAAAAAAGAAGAUUCGUGCCUCGCAACCAUGUCUGUUGCCCAUUUUUUUUACACGCAGCUCUUUUCAACUCCUCCUUAUCCAGAAUAUGACUUUUCUGGACAAACCGUCAUCGUAACUGGUUCCAAUACGGGCCUUGGAAAAGAGGCCGCUCGGCAUAUCGUCCGACUUGGUGCCGAGAAGGUCAUUCUAGCCGUUCGAAGCGUGGAACGUGGAGAAGAUGCUCGAAAGUCAAUUGAGGAGACCACCCAUCGUCACGGCGUAAUUGAAGUAUGGGAGCUGGAUCUGGGAAACUAUGCCUCUGUCAAGGCAUUCGCCAAACGUGCCGAAGGACUGAAACGCCUGGAUGUUCUUCUCGAAAAUGCCGGAAUCGCCACGUAUAAUUUCUCAAUGCUUGAAGGCAAUGAGAGAACCAUUACCAUUAAUGUCGUGAGCACAUUCCUCUUGGCGCUCCUAAUGCUCCCAAAGCUACGAGAGACUGCGGCCAAAUUCGGCACUGUGCCCCGUUUAGCUGUGGUUUCUUCCGGGAUCCAUUACCAGGCUCAGUUCAAGGAACGGACGGCUCCUAUCUUGUUUGACGCUCUGAAUGACGAGAAGACAUCAAAUAUGCCGGAUAGAUAUCCCCUCUCAAAACUCCUCGAGGUUUUCGCGGGUCGGGAACUAGCGGAGCGCAUGGAUAAGAGUGGAAAGCCAAGCGUCGUCUUCAACUUAACAGACCCUGGUCUUUGCCAAUCCGAGCUUACACGGGAAGGCGCCUUGUCUGUAGAAGUACUGAAGUUCUUCCUUGCGAGGACUACUGAGGCUGGUAGUCGAACUUUGGUAUACGCAGCUAGUCCAAAUGCUGGUAAGGAGACGCAUGGCGAAUUCUUGGACACCUGCAAGGUUGUUUGUCCAUCCAAGCUUGUCACGAGCGAAGAGGGUGCCGAGAUCCAGAAACGAUUCUGGAAGGAGCUGUCUGAGAAGCUUGAAACCAUUCAACCUGGAGUCACUAAAAACAUUUGAUAAUCUUAAUUCAACGUCUGGACGAGCAUUCAUAUUGAACUAUAACUAUAUUUAUAAGGAGCGUGGUUGUUUUCGAAUCAGAAACAAAUGAGAAGGAAUGAACAAUAACCUUCGUUUUAAGGCACAACAUCGGAGUUAUCCAGCGCUAGUUUCUGUUCUUCAACAAUUCUCAAGGCAACCCUGCGACUCCUUCUCCAACUGACGCGCACCUCCUUAACAUCCAUUGCAAAACAUCAUACACGAUACAACCCGCAGUAUACCAGUGUCUUGUUGAGCAGU
Messenger RNA from Xylona heveae TC161, 1394 nucleotides. Its product is annotated as NAD(P)-binding protein. The record is from RefSeq and is a predicted model, not a curated record. The coding region runs from base 144 to 1115 and encodes 323 amino acids. NCBI's taxonomy places the organism in Eukaryota, Fungi, Ascomycota, Xylonomycetes, Xylonales, Xylonaceae. The transcript is spliced from 3 exons.